AUGGAUGCCUUCCCAUCGGAAGACUACGCCAACGACCUAAAAAACUUGGACCUAAGCGGCGGGAACUUACCCAUGCAGCGGAGUCUCGGUCUAAGCUGGAAUUUGAGGGCCGAUACAUUCACCUUCAGAGUGCCUGCAAGGGACACUCCGAGCACAAGGAGGGGCGUGCUGUCGACCGUGAACAGCCUUUACGACCCUUUGGGAAUGACAGCUCCGGUAACCGUACAGGGCAGACUCCUGCUUAGGGAGCUAACUUCAUGCGCCGCAGACUGGGAUGCCCCACUCGUACUGGACGACAAAUGGCAAACAUGGAAGGACUCGCUUCGCGCCCUUGAGCGACUCGAGAUACCACGCCGGUACUUUGCUGAAUCCGUCACCAAUGCUCGUCGACGAGAGAUCUGCGUGUUCUCCGACGCUUCAGAGAAGAUAAUAGCCGCUGUGGCCUACAUCAGGGUUACAGAUUCCAAGGGGACGCCGCACGUGGGGUUUGUGAUCGGCAAAGCGAAGCUGGCACCACGACCUGAACAAACCAUCCCGAGGCUGGAGCUAUGUGCCGCUGUGCUUGCCGUCGAAAUCGCUGAGCUGGUGGUUAACGAAAUUGACGUUCACAUCGAAGACGUCAAGUACUACACGGACAGCAAGGUUGUGCUUGGGUACAUCUGUAACCAGUCGAGGCGCUUCUACGUCUACGUCAGCAAUCGCGUCAACAGAAUAAGGAGAUCCACGAAACCCGAACAGUGGCACUACGUCCCGACUGACCAGAACCCUGCGGACCACGCCACUCGACCAGUUGCUGCGGCAGCUCUCACUCGUACAACCUGGCUCACAGGACCCAAAUUCCUUCACGAACGCUCGAGUGCGGAGUCGGCAAGCGCAGCUUUCCCGCUCCACCAGCCAGAGGUCGACCCUGAUAUACGGCCACAAGUCUCCGUCUCUGCAACUUUCAUGAUGAACCAACAACUGGGUACCCAUCGCUUCAAGCGCUUUUCGUCAUGGACGUCACUUGUAAAGGCCUUAGCGAGUCUCGUACACAUCGCUCGGUCGUUUCUGAACCCGUCACCCACUUGUCACGGAUGGCACCAUUGCAACAAACCUCGUACCGCGGAAGAACUAGCGCAUGCUAAAAAGGUCAUCCUGCGUAGUGUCCAACACGAGGAAUUCGCAGAGAUCAUCGUUCGGCUUCGCACGGACGUACCUCAACGAAAACACUUCUCAACCAAACGCUCUCUGUGGAAGCUCGAUCCUUAUAUCGACAACGACGACCUGUUAAGAGUUGGCGGGCGCUUACGGAAUGCACACAUGAACGAGGAAGAAAAACACCCGCUUACUGUUCCCGGUCGGCACCACGUCGGUUUACUACUGCUUCGGCACAGUCAUGAGAAGGUCGUCAAGCAUCAGGGAAGGCACUUCACGGAAGGGGCUGUUAGAGCCGCUGGCUUCUGGAUUGUCGGCGGGAAAAGAUGCAUAAGCGCCAUGAUCCAUCGCUGCGUCACAUGCCGUAAACUUCGACGCAAGUGUGAGCAGCAAAAAAUGUCAGAUCUACCUGAAGACCGUCUAAACACAGACCCCCCGUUCACUUUCGUGGGACUGGACGUUUUUGGUCCAUGGGUCGUCGCCUCACGACGCACAAGAGGUGGUUUAGCCCACAACAAGAGGUGGGCAGUCCUCUUUACGUGCUUAGCCGUCCGUGCUGUGCACAUAGAAGUGAUAGAAUCUAUGGACACUUCCAGCUUUAUUAAUGCCCUACGAAGAUUCAUCGCACUUAGAGGCCCGGUUAAGCAGUUCCGUUCAGACCGAGGAACAAACUUCGUUGGUGCUUGUUCUGAACUAAAGAUAUCAUCGGUUCGCUUCGAAUCCCGCAAAGUAGAAACUUUCUUAAACGAGCAAGACUGCACUUGGAUAUUCAACACACCGCACUCUUCGCACAUGGGCGGCGCUUGGGAGCGAAUGAUAGGUAUGGCUCGCCGAAUCUUGGAUUCGAUGCUCCUCAACGAGGCCGUUGCAUCGUUCUCUCACGAAGUCUUGACGACAUUCUUAGCAGAAGUAACUGCCAUCAUAAACUGCAGGCCCUUAGUCCCUGUAUCUUCGGACCCCGAAUGUCCCUCAGUUCUCACCCCGGCAAUGAUUUUGACACAGAAACAGUCACCGCCAACGGCACCAGCAGGAGAGUUCAAAAGUCUUCACGUCAAGCAGUGGAGAGAAGUACAGGCUCUGGCCAACACGUUCUGGCACCGAUGGAGGAAUGAGUACCUACCCAGUCUCCAAAGUCGUCGCAAAUGGCUAACCGACCAACGUAAUCUUACGGUCGGCGACGUUGUCCUAUUGAAGGACGCGACAAGCAGACGCCAUGAGUGGCACAUGGGAAGAAUCAACGCUGUGUACCCAGGAAAAGAUGGAAAGGUGCGGAACGUUCAAGUACAGACGGCCCAAGACGGAAAGAAGAAAAUCUUCGAGCGGCCAGUCUCCGGUCUAGUUCUGUUGUCGUCGGAGCAGUGCCUGUAG
Molecule: messenger RNA, 2502 nt
Organism: Ornithodoros turicata
Lineage: Eukaryota; Metazoa; Arthropoda; Arachnida; Ixodida; Argasidae
Exons: 1
Coding region: 1-2502 (833 amino acids)
Biological process (GO): DNA integration
Molecular function (GO): nucleic acid binding
Source: RefSeq, a predicted model, not a curated record